Molecule: messenger RNA, 2092 nt
Organism: Aspergillus heteromorphus CBS 117.55
Lineage: Eukaryota; Fungi; Ascomycota; Eurotiomycetes; Eurotiales; Aspergillaceae
Product: Zn(II)2Cys6 transcription factor
Exons: 2
Coding region: 10-2058 (682 amino acids)
Biological process (GO): regulation of DNA-templated transcription; DNA-templated transcription
Molecular function (GO): DNA-binding transcription factor activity, RNA polymerase II-specific; DNA binding; zinc ion binding
Source: RefSeq, a predicted model, not a curated record
UCCCCAACGAUGAAGCGAAAGGCCACGCCGCUCCCCAACGCUUCCAAACGCCCUCCCAGGCAGGAUCCCGUUUCGUGCGACUCAUGUCGCACCAAGAAGAUCAAAUGCGACCGCCAGCAGCCCUGUAAUAGCUGCUUGGCGCGGCGGUUGCCCUGCAGUUAUGAGAGACCUGGUCCGAGGACUGGGUCUCCUGCUCCAUUUCAAGGUCCAGCUGCACCUCUCCAGCAUGGUUCGGUGGACAGCUCUGUCGACAGAAGAGAUCGCGUCCCUUCCCAGCCCGCAGGCCAGUCGCGCAACAGAGAAUCCGUCCUCACAGCCGACUGGCUGGAGAACAUCCACAUGGCCGACCGCGUCGCAGCAGCGACCCCGAAAUGGCUGCGCGACGAGAUGACCGAGUCUGGGGGCGGACGAACCCCCGAUCAAGCCGCCCCCUCGGCGGCGCUGCUCUCCAGACCGUACAUGAACAAAUCCGCCACGAGCGAAAACCCAGCAACGGUCGGGCUGACCUCCUUCCUGCCCACCAAGACCGAGACCCUCGAGCUCUUCCGCUACUACCACCGCUACGUGGAAUACCAGUACCACAUCUUGAUCCCGCAGCGGGUCGAGGAGCAGAUCAACGGCAUCUACCGGUGUGUGGACACCGGCUCAUCCGUCGACUUGAACCAUCUGGCCCUGCUGUUCAGUAUCCUGGCCAGCUCGCUGUACCUGCAGCUGUCCCUGGAAUCGUCCGUAGAUGCGGAAGCAUGCAGCCGGGAGUUCUCGUUCUUGACUGGCGCUGCGCUGAUCCAGAGCCACUACCCGGCUUCUCCCACGCUGGAAGGCCUGCAGGCUACCUUGGUUGUGGUGCACAAUCUCUCGAACUGGAAUAUUCCGCCAUCCGUGAGUAGCCUGUUUACGCACGGUGCGUUGGUCAGCCAGGCGAAGAAUCUUAUGCUUCAUUGCAUUGACUCGCCCCGGCUGCGGGACGCGGGCCCGCAGGAUGAGACUGAGUUGGAGCCGAGGAGACGGCUGUGGUGGGAUCUGGUAUCUUACGAUUGGCUGGUGGGCUUCCUGACAGGCCCGCAGGAGUGGACGUAUCAGAUCCAUCCGGAUCAGAUGAACGUCAACCAACCCUCAAACGUCGACGACGCCGCACUCGGGACAGUAUCGCAGCCAGAAUCAACACCAACAGAUAUGUCUUUCGCGCUCCAGCGUCUCAAACUAUCUUUGAUCUGCCGGGAAGUCGUCGACGCGACCUCCCACGAACACCUUCACGGGUUAGAAGUCAGCUACGACAAGAUCCUCUCCCUGGACCGCAAAUUCCACCAAGGCCAGGCCUCAAUCCCGGAAUUCUUCCGUCUCGACCCGACCUCUCGACGACGAUUCGCAUCCCUGUACGAAGCGCGCCCAACCAUCGCCUGGCAAGGCUGUCUGCUGCAACAGGGCUACUUCUCACGACUGUGCCGCCUACACCGCGACUUCUUCAUCCGAGGGGCCCGAGAACCCGCCUACUCGUAUUCCCACGUCAUCUGCCUGCAGUCCGCGCGCAAGGUACUGGAGAUAAAGCGGAUCAUGGACGGCAGCGGGCCGAGCCACACGCCACCCAACUCGGUGGUGUGGUCUGUCAUGCACCAUGUCUUCAUGGCUGCGGUGAUCUUGUUGCUGGAUAUAUGCUUCAACUGGGAUGAUAUCCUGGCGGAGAAGCGGAAAGAGGAGGUGCUGGAUGCGUGUCGCAUGAUGAACAAGGCGCAGGAGUCGUCUUCGCUGGUGAAACAGGGGAUCACGGCGAUGAUGGGUGUUCUGCAGAGGCAUUGGAAAAGCGGGAAGCAUCCGGAUGGGCAUCUAUCUGAUAGUGGAGUUGAGACGGGUGGUGUUCCGGGACCAGAUCACCCGGCUACGAUAGAUUUAUGUGAGGACGCAGAGCGAUUCACUGCCCCGGAUCCAUAUACCGUGGCCGGGGAUAGACAGCUAGAGGACAUUUUUUCCGAGCUGCUCGAUACCGGGAAUGAGCUUGCCCUGGAGAGCACGGAUUGGACGGACUUGCUGAAUGAGCUGACGGAGCCGGGUUUUCAUGGUUGAGCUGUUGAUAAUACGGUGUCCUACGUGAUAGGUA